UCUCCACGCUUCCUGUUUCUUAACGCACAGUGUACACCGCGCGUUAUCUGUCACAUAACACACACUCUUUCUCUCUCACAAUACACAUGCGGUGGCCGCAAAUGCAGGAAGCACAGCUCUAUCAUCAGACAGUGGAAACACAACCACAACAUGCAGGGCUGAAGCUGUUCGUUCACUGAAGGACAACUCUACUGACCAAUAGUUGUUGUUUUUACAGAUGAGAAGGAGAGAGAAGAAACACUUACUGUCUGAGACCUGAGAAGAAAGGAAAGGAGAAGAGGAUAUAGUAAAUGAGAGAUACUUUACUGCUUUCUCUGAGACCUGAGGAGAAGAGAAGAGAGGAGAUGAUAUAGUAAAAGAGAGAUACUUUACUCCUUUCUCUGAGACCUGAGGACAAGAGAAGAGAGGAGACAAGAAGAGACAGUCUUUUUCUGUUAUGAUUUUAGUCUCUGAUGGAGGAUGUUCUUCAGUGAUGCAGAUGUAACAGCCUGUGAGUCAGGACAUGCAAUUCUACUACGUGUACGUGGGUGACCAUACGUGGGCGACCAUGUUGGGCCAGAGUGUCCGUUUGCAGCCAGUACCCAUCCAGAGCCUGUCUGAGCUGGAGAGGGCCCGGCUGCAGGAUGUGGCCUGCUACCAUCUGGAGAAGAGGGACCUGGACUUCAACAUCAGCAUCCCCAGAGAAAUCCGCAAGAGGAGGAAAUCACUCAGACGGAAGUUUGACUCCUCCAAAGAGAAGAAAGAGAAAGAACGAGAGACAGCCGCCAAGGCGUUUGGUAUAACCCUCUCCCAGGCGAUAGCCAACGACCGGGCGUACAAGCAGCGCCAGGAUGCCUUGAAGGAGAGCAGAAGAGACUGUCUGGAUCUGGAGGCCAGCGUCCUGAUGUUCCGGGCUGAAAAACGCCAGCUUAGCGACGGGAACAAACCCCUCUGCAGCACGGCUUCAUCACCCUUCAGUGGAUCUACAGCUUCGUCUUCAUCAUCCUCGUCAGUGCUGGAGCUGCACAGCAAGCCGCUCUCACCCAGGUUCCUGGAUAACACGGCUAGAGUGCAGAGACGGGGUGGCCUAUCAGUGGACUGCAUCUCAGAUCUUGUAGAGAGUCAGUCCCGCCUGUUGGAGGCGCUACAGCUGUCCCACCCUGCAGAGCUGGAGCUGAAGAAGACUGCAGCCGGAGCUGGGGGGCGGACCCAGACCAAGCUCAGCCUCAACCCCAUCUAUAAACAGGUCCCCCGUGUGGUGGAACGCUGCUGCUGUCACAUAGAGAGACACGGGCUACAAACUGUGGGGAUCUUUCGUGUUGGCAGCUCCAUAAAGAGAGUUCGGCAGCUGCGUGAGGACUUUGACAUGGGGACAGAUGUGUGUCUAGAAGAGGAGACCAGUGUCCAUGACGUAGCAGCCCUGCUGAAGGAGUUCCUCAGAGACAUGCCUGACCCUCUACUGCCUAGAGAGCUCUACUCUGCUUUCCUCCACGCCAACCUUCUGCAAGGGACAGACCAGUUCCUGUACCUCCAGCUGCUCCUCUACCUGUUACCGGCCUGUAACUGUGAUACCCUGCUCCGCCUCCUCACCCUGUUACACACCGUACAGAGCCACGCUCAGGACACCACAGGACCACAGGACACCACAGGACCACAGGACACCACAGGACCACAGGACACCACAGGACCACAGGACCAGGUGUUCCUAGGCAACAAGAUGACAGCAACUAACCUGGCGGUGAUAUUUGGUCCCAACCUGUUGCAGGGGGAGAGGGGCGGAGGGGACAGGGAGAUGAGUCCUCAUGCCAUGGACAUCGAGGACAGCGCCGCCAUCAUCAACGUCACCCUGCAACUUAUACAGAACUAUAAGCGACUAUUCACGGUGUCAGCAGAGCUCCAACAAGAGGUGCUGAUGAGUCUCAUUCAGACAGAUCCUGACAUCAUCGACUAUCUUCUCCGCAGGAAACUCAGUCACCUGGCCGUGGGGACAGUAGAUUCUACGGGGAGUCGGCGGGACACGGGGGUGUCUCUGGACUCUGUGGGGUCAUUCAGUGAUAGCCUGUCACCCCUGGAGACCCCCUCGCCACUCUUCAACUUGUCCCCCCUGGAGCCCCCCUCUCCCCUCUUCAACCCUGACGGGCCCGGGGACGGCAGCCUGACCAGUGAGGUGUUCUUUAACCUGGAGGCGCUACGACACCACAACAACAAGAAACGCUCCAACGUGAUCCUGUCCAAGUCCAUCGGCCAGAUGAGACAGUUCCACUCCAACCACAACCUCCUGAGUCUGUCCCAGUCCUCUAGCAGCUCCAGAGUCCACCCAGAGAACAGCUACCAUGCCCAGGAACAGAGGGCUCCGCUGGGGGAAGAUCUGAGCUUCACCCUGGGGGCUGCCUCAUGCUCCAGCCUGGGAGGACAGGGGGAUAACAGUGUCUGGGUGAGGCAGACACCCCAGGAGGAGAGAGAGAAACAGGUGGCUAACAGUGUCUGGGUGAGGCAGGCGCCCCAGGAGGAGAGGGAGAAGCCAUCUCCAAGUCAUUCCAAUUAUUUCUGGGACUUCUUCACAGGGAAGAGCUCGGGGUCAGAGACCAUGGUAUGAUAGGACACGACACUGGGGGGUGCGGUGGAGGGGUGA
This is a messenger RNA of Oncorhynchus mykiss (rainbow trout), 2611 nucleotides long. RefSeq names its product rho GTPase-activating protein 6. The record is from RefSeq and is a predicted model, not a curated record. Lineage: Eukaryota; Metazoa; Chordata; Actinopteri; Salmoniformes; Salmonidae. Gene Ontology annotation, biological process: signal transduction.